UUCCGGCGGAGGGCGGGGCCUCAAGGCCGUCCUCCUCGUGGCCAGGCUGCGUCCCGGUCGACACCGCCGCCGCCGGCAGCACUACCCCAGAAUGAAGAUUGGGCUGGAGGAGAGUGCAGGGGAAGGAGAACAUGCACUGGAAGAGUUCCUUGACCCGGUGUUGCUGUGACAUCGCUUGAACUUUCCAUCCUCCUCCUUGGUUGCCAACCUCAGAAGUGAUGCUUCUCCCUCCGCAGUCUCCCAGAGGGGUCUGUGCCUGAGACUAGUGGAAGGGAUGGCUAGCGUUGCCCAAUAGAGUCUCCUGGCAUUGCUUAUGCUGCAAGAUACAGCCCUGCUUCAGAUUCCCGGACUGGCUGUCUUCACUCAAGGCAAAGAGGAUGUCGGCCUCACUGAGCAGCCAGACCGUGGUCUCCCACCUCCUCGUGGCCCUCUUUGGGAUGGGCUCCUGGGUCUCCGUGAACUCCCUGUGGGUGGAGCUCCCCGUGGUGGUGAAGCUGCUGCCGGAAGGCUGGAACCUGCCUGCCUACCUGACCGUCCUGAUUGCCCUGGGCAACGUGGGCCCCGUGAGCGUGACCCUGGCUCACCAUUUCGCCCCCGGGCGGCUGAAGGAGCGCUGGCUGAUCCACGGCAUCCAGCUCUUGGCCGUGGUGGCGGCCUUCUUCCUGGCCUUCUUCUGGAGCCGCAUUGUGGUGGUAGCCGGUGAGCCCCACAGCCUGGCCUUCCUGGUGCUGGCCUUUCUGCUGGCCCUGGUGUGCUGCACCUCCAACGUCUCCUUCCUGCCCUUCAUGUACCAGUUUCCCCAGCUGUACAUCCGCACCUUCUUCAUUGGGCAGGGCCUCAGCGCCCUCUUCCCUUGCGUGCUUGCCCUGGGCCAGGGCGUGGGGCAGCUGGAGUGCCGGAAUGGCACCAACGGCACCCAGCCGCACUUUCUGGAGGAGAACUUCUCGGCCACCACUUACUUCUGGCUGCUCCUGGCCCUGCUGGUUGUCUCCGCGCUGGCCUUUGUGGCUCUGGUGCUCUGGCACAGCCGCAGCGGCAUUGCGGAGGAGAAGAGCUCUUCCCAGGACAGCGUGAAGACGGAGGAGUCUUUCCCGCUGCAGUCCGAGAGCGUGCCCGCCUCCAAGCACGUCACAGAGGAUGCUGCGGCCGGAGAGCCCGCCAAGCAGCCGGCUUCCACCUUCUGGACGGGGAGAAACGUCUACCUGCUGGUGCUCCUGGGGGUCUCCAACGCUUUGACCAAUGGAGUCCUGCCUUCCGUCCAGAGCUACUCCUGCCUGCCUUAUGGGGACAUGGCCUAUCACCUGUCCGUGGUGCUCAGCAACAUUGCCAACCCCGUGGCCUGCUUCACCGCUAUGUUCCUGCUGUGCAGGUCGUCCCUGGGUCUGGGCAUCAUCUCUGCCGUGGGGUGUGUCUUUGGAGCCUAUCUGAUGGUGCUGGCGGCCUUCAGCCCCUGCCCUCCCCUGGUAGGCAGCCCUGCAGGAGCUGCUCUGGUGGUGAUCUCCUGGAUCCUCUUCAUGGGCCUCUUCUCCUACCUGAAGGUGGUGAUUGGCAGCUUGCUGCACGAGGCUGGCCACGCUGCCCUGGUCUGGUGCGGCGCCAUCAUCCAGGCGGGCUCUCUGCUGGGAGCGCUGGUCAUGUUCCCCCUCACCAGCAUCUACCAGCUCUUCUCCAGUGGGAAGUACUGUGUGGACAACUGCAGGCUGUGACGGCAAGGAGGAAGAGCAGGGAGGCGAUGCUUCCGAGGAGCCACCCUGGGCCGCCUCUCUCCAGGGCUGUGAGCACUUGGGGGGGGAGCAGUCCUGGCUGCAGGGGGGGGGGACAUGUCUACUCUUCCUGGCUCCCCUCCAGCACUGCCAGUUGAACCAUUUCGUGCUGUUUCCCCCCAGGCAGAGGAGAGAGACUUAGGGGCGAAGCGCACAGACCCCCUUGCUUGCUCGCAGCCCCUCUCUCCUCUGCUCUUCAUCAUGGGUUAGUUUGAACCAUCUUGGGGCAGAAGCCCAGGAUGACUCUGAGGAGGGGGGGAGGGUCAUCCUUCCCUGGCAGCAGUCCAGGUAGCAGCUUCCUGCCUUGAGGGGCUGCUUGGCCACAUGCUUAGGAGGGUGGGGUGCUGCUACAGACACAGAGGCCUUAACCACCAUGCCUUAAGAACCAAGCUCUAUACCCCCCAUCUGGGACCAAAAGACUCCCCCCCCCACCCACACACAAACUCUGCAGGCCUCCUCCCUGUUGGUGAUCCAGGCCCCUUGAACCUCUCGGGAAUGGUGUCUUCGCGGGGGGGGGGGGACAACAGGCUGCCAUGGGGGGAGGUGGGCUGCAUUGUGGAAGUGAGGAGGGGGAGAGGGAGGGGCACCACCCUGCGACUGGCGACUGGCUUCAGGGGGCAAGUGGGGGCAGUCAGGAAUACUUUUGUUUUUUAAGAUGGGCUGGCUACAGUUCCAUUGGCUUUUUAAAACAAAGCACCCAGAAAUAAAUUAGGUAACCGAGACACAUUUUACGUACCUUGCAUUCUGUGCAAAAUCUGCACAAUUGCUGUGGAGGUUUUACACUAAACCCGGGGGGGGGGGCAAGAGUGUUGGACCUGGGAGUUUGUCCCCACUCAGCCAUGAAGCUCUUACUGAGUCAGCCCCUGCCUCUCAGCCUGGCCUACCUUCCAGGGUUGUUGUGAGGAUAAAAUGGGGAGAAGAAUGAACGCUACCUGGAGCUCCUGGGGAGAAAGGUGGCCUAACUGUAGUGAAGCAGGAGGGACAGCUAACAGAGGGCUGGGACUCUCAGGGAAGGCAGAGCAGAGAGCAGAAUAAGUCAGGAAGGUCCCAGGGCAGGGAACUCGAAUUUGCUGAAAGUGGCCCACCCACAGAAUUAUGGAGCCUCCCCUCAGGCCUGUUCUAUGUUAGUCUCAGCUAGAAUGGCUGUCCUUUGUUCAUAUUUCCCUGUGACUCUAGCAGGGCUAGAACAGGGCAGACCAACAUGCGGCCCUUGAGGCAUUUUUUGUGCCCACCUGCAGCUCUUGUGCCGCCUCCCCAAAGCCGGGCAAGUGAGGCGCUGGGCUCUGGGAAGGAGGCGUGAGGGCUCCCAAAGGGUCCAAGUCUCCUGCCCCCUCCUUCCCAAAGCCUAGUUAGCGCUUUCCCAGCUUUGGGCAGAGCUCGGAGCGAUGGCAUGGCUAAAGAAAAGGGCCUCCUUGGUAGCUAAUCAUCUCAUGAGAGGGACAAGGAUAUGGCUGGACUCCCAAUAGUUGAGUCCGAGGCCGUUUAGAGCAGUAUAAACCAGUGUCGGCUCCUUGAAUUGGGCUCUGUAGUGAAUGGGCACUGGUGCGGACCUUUCAAACCCAACGUUUUGCGAUCUCAUAGAGCUGUGCCAGUUAAGUCUGUUUUGCAUCAGCUGCAGUCCGAAGAAAAGCAGGAGACAACUGGCUUUUUAAGUCCCAUUGCAUUUGGUGAGGCUUACUCCCAGGAAAGAGGGUUUAGGAUCGCUGCCUUGAACUGUAUUGGUCGGCUAAUUAACACUGAGUAAGCCCUAGCCAGCCUGGCAGCGGCUCUGGCAGGGCCUCCAUCGCCCGUGGGGCUGCCCGGCACGGCGUUUUGGGAAGUUCACCUAGCUCAGAAAACAGCAGCAGCCAGUUGGUUAAAGGGGACUUCUCGACCUGAGAAUGGUUUGCCAGUCCUUGGAAGAUCUGCCCUGACUUUUGGCCACAACUGAACGUGCUGGUUUGUUUAUUUAUUUAUUUCAACCCGAAGCCCUUAAAUGCAGGAAGGGGCCCCCACUCCUUGUCAGUUCCUUUCUGGGGUCCUUCCUGGGGUUCCCCCUCUGGCUGGAUGGAAGCCACUGCAGACGGGCCCCAGGCACGCUCAGCCGCCAGUCACGGACGGUACUCUCCCUUAGGCCUCCCUUAAACCUUCCGUUGCCAAGCCCUGGACAGCAUUGAACCUCAAUGGUUCUUUCAAGGAUCAUCCGAGUGGCUAUCUUCUUGUCACUGACGGUUUCAUUCAUUGUAAGCUGCCUUGAGCAGGGCUGGAGACCAAAGACAAGAUCAGGCAUCCCCAAACUGCGGCCCUCCAGAUGUUUUGGCCUACAACUCCCAUGAUCCCUAGCUAACAGGACCAGUGGUCGGGGAAGAUGGGAAUUGUAGUCCAAAACAUCUGGAGGGCCAAAGUUUGGGGGUGCCUGGACAAGAUCUAUUUCUACUCUAUUUUUUUGUAUUUGCGAUAUUUUUAGGAUGCUAUAAAGCACUUAGAGAUCUGAAGCUUAUAUAUCUAUUUGGUAUGUGAUGCUUUUCUUUUAUGGAUGUAAUUUUACUGUUUUUCUUAUGCUGCACACGACUGGAAUAUAUUUUUUCCUUAAUGUGGAUGGGGUAAAAACAUUUGCAAAGAAAGUAUAAAUUGCCUAAAUGAAUAAUAUAUUUUAAAUGAAUAAAAUGAAUCAGAGUCAGACUUUAUGUGCUGGGUGGUCUUCAAUUCAUCACGUCCCACAUAAAAUGGAAAAUACACAUCUCAGGUGUCAAAGACAAGGGCAGAUACCGUAGGUGGGUCUUCAGCAUUUGCCAA
Zootoca vivipara (common lizard) is the source of this 4538-nucleotide messenger RNA. It is a transcript of the gene SLC52A2, whose product is annotated as solute carrier family 52 member 2. NCBI's taxonomy places the organism in Eukaryota, Metazoa, Chordata, Lepidosauria, Squamata, Lacertidae. The record is from RefSeq and is a predicted model, not a curated record. Gene Ontology annotation, cellular component: plasma membrane. Gene Ontology annotation, biological process: riboflavin transport. Gene Ontology annotation, molecular function: riboflavin transmembrane transporter activity.